CGCAGUUUAUUUUCCACUGUCAGUUGCAUUUCAUCUUUCAUAUCAAUUCGUUAUUGAAGUCGAAUCUUUGCAACAAAAGCAAACGAGGAAUUGGUGUUGUCGCAAGUAUAUUUUAUUCGAUAUUUUUGUUCAACAAUUUAAAAGUGACGAAAAUAAUUAAGUAAUCUUCUGUAAUAAAAAAAUUGUGCAUGAGUUUCAUUUUCUGGCUGAAAAGUACCGAUUGUUAUAUAAAAGCACAUAUCUUCAGAAAGAUGCAUAUGCUGGAAAAAAAUUAAGAGUACAUAAAUUUCAAAGUGGAAAGGAAUUGAAGAAAAAGAAAGAUGUGCUGAAGAUUAAAUACAAGAAGUAAAUACACAGAUUUUUGCAAAAUAAAUCAAGUAUUUUUUUUUAUAUGCUAAAUAUUUAUAUAAACUAUAAAUGGUGAAAUAAAUAGUGAUAUCAAGUGCAAUAAAAGUGGUUUAUUCUUGUCCCCAAUAAAAAGGAUAAAAUAAGAGCUAGAAUUUUCACUAAAGGUGUGUAAAAUCGUUUCAGUGCUGAUUUUAUUAGAUCCAAAUUAGCCAAGUUACCAAAUAGUCACGGCUGCCAUAAAGCAGUUAUAUCUGUGCUCAGCUUAUUAGAAUUAUUUGUAAUAAUUAAAAAUAAUGCAGAACAGUAGUAAUUCCAACCGUCAAGGCAAAGAGAAACGUUUCUCUAUCCACGAUGCAUUCGAAGAGGAGACAGACGAGGCCAUACGCGUGUAUGGUUCCACUGUGAUAUCAACACCUAUGCGUGCAAAGCAACGUUCAACCGAUGAUGUAUCCAUUCGCAUUCAGGAUCCAAA
This is a messenger RNA of Bactrocera dorsalis (oriental fruit fly), 820 nucleotides long. RefSeq names its product transmembrane protein 134. NCBI's taxonomy places the organism in Eukaryota, Metazoa, Arthropoda, Insecta, Diptera, Tephritidae. The record is from RefSeq and is a predicted model, not a curated record.